AUCAGUUCGGACUGGGAUUUUAUGUUUGCUCUGAAAAUCAGGAAUUUCGACAAACAGUAUGUGGGCGAUUCGACGAACUUCCAUUCAUCUGUCACCAAUUUCUCAAUUCUUACCCCAUACUGUUUUUCUUUCUCAGAGGGAAAGCCGCGCUUUAAAUUCCAGGACCUCCCGAGUUAGAUAUGUGAAUUCAGAGAUAUCAGGUUGUUGUUUUGAGAGUUGCAAUGGUGAAACUACUGAAUCUCGAGGAAAAUUAUUGGAUGCAUCAAUGUGCUCAAAAAGAUUCUGCAACACAUUUGUUCCUUCAAAAUCGUGCUCGAAAGCUCACAAAUUUUGUUCCCAGGCUGGUGCUGAGCAUGAUGAUGUUUUUCCUGUGCUUCGAGCUCGACAAGGUGCAGUCGAGGAGUCUGCAGUCGAGGAGUCUGCAUCUGGAGAUGAGAUGGAUGAUGAGUUCACUCUGGGUGAGAGUCUUGCUGAUGAUACCGAGGCUGAUGUCGGCAAGGAGAAAACGCAUAAAAUUAGAGCCCCUUCGGGCAUGACUAGGGCUAUACUUGCUGAUACGAGGUUACCGGUGAGCAAGGCUUUGGAGAAGUGGGUUGAAGCUGGGAAUGAGGUGACCCUUGCAGAAGUAUCAACAAACAUAUUGUAUUUUCGGAAGAGGAGAAUGUUCAGCCAGGCCUUGCAGCUCUCCGAGUGGCUGGAGUCAAGCAAGCUUACUGAGUUAACUGAAAGCAAUUAUGCUUCUCGUGUUGAUUUAAUAGCCAAGGUACGUGGGAUAGUUGAGGCAGAAAAGUACAUUCAGCAGAUUAUUCCCGAAUCUCUAAGAACUGAAGUUGUCUACCGAACUCUAUUGGCAGCUUGUGGCACUGCAGUCGAUGUGAACAAAGCUGAGGAGCUUUUCAGUAAAAUGAAGGAGUUGUUCCCCAUUUCAUGCUUUUCUUGUGACCAGUUGCUACUUCUGUACAAGAGGACGAACCGGAACAAAAUCGCUGAUGUCUUGUCGUUGAUGAAGAGAGAAAAUAUCAAACGGUCUAGUUUCACUUACAAGAUUUUGAUUGACGCGAAGUGGCAGUCUGGUCAUAUCAGUGGGAUUGAGCGGCUUUUUGAAGAAAUGAAGUCCGACGGUUUAGAACCUAGUAUGCAUAUUCUGGCGUCUGUGGCCAAGUCUUAUCUCGACAACGGCCUGAAAGCUAAGGCUAAGGCUGUAUUGAAGGAUAUGGAAGGGGGCGAUUUGACUGAGAAUCGUUGGGCUUGUCGGUUUCUGCUUCCCAUUUAUGGUUCCCUUGGAAGGGAAGACGAAGUUGAGAGAAUCUGGAGAGAAUGUGAGUCCAAUCCCGAUAUGGCGGAGUGCAUAGCUGGCAUCCAAGCAUGGGGGCGGCUCAACAGAAUCGAAGAUGCUGAGGCGGUCUUCAACAAAUUGCUGAGAAUUGUGAGGAGGCCCUCUUCAAAGCAUUAUUCCCUGAUGCUAAAUAUGUAUGCAGACAACAAGAUGCUGGAUAAAGGGGAGGAGGUCGUGAAGCGUAUGACGGAGAGCGGUGUCACAAUCACGCCACCAGCCUGGCGCGCGCUUGUGAACCUUUAUGCUCGAGGUGGAGAAGUGGGAAGAGCCGAAUCCAUUCUUCAGAAGGGCCUUGGCGGUAGAAGGGGAAUGCAUCUUCUUGGUGCUUUCUUGAGUAUCUUGGAUGCUUAUGCAGAAAAAGGAGAUGUGCAAAAUGCAGAGAGGAUGUUUCUAAAGAUGAAACGGACCGGUUUCACGUCGUCAGCAAGGCCUUAUCGGUCCCUCCUCUAUGCGUACAUCAACGCGAAAGUGCCGGCGUAUGGGUUGAGGGAGAGGAUGAAGUCUGAUAAUAUAAUCCCAGAUCAAAAACUAGCUGGUUUAUUGGCUCGAGCAAGUAAAUUGGAUGGUUUAGGAGUGAACAAGGACAUUUGAUGGUUUUUCUUAGCUCUGACCCUAUUCUACCUGUAAUACAUGACUAGUGAAUGCUUAACUAUGAUAUCGUUUACUUAUUACUAUAACCAAAUUUGAAUUUCAGGAUUUCAUUGAUUUAUUUA
Messenger RNA from Salvia hispanica, 2049 nucleotides. RefSeq names its product pentatricopeptide repeat-containing protein At1g80270, mitochondrial-like. The record is from RefSeq and is a predicted model, not a curated record. Gene Ontology annotation, molecular function: protein binding. NCBI's taxonomy places the organism in Eukaryota, Viridiplantae, Streptophyta, Magnoliopsida, Lamiales, Lamiaceae. Gene Ontology annotation, cellular component: mitochondrion.